Molecule: messenger RNA, 7710 nt
Organism: Lacerta agilis (Sand lizard)
Lineage: Eukaryota; Metazoa; Chordata; Lepidosauria; Squamata; Lacertidae
Gene: CEP192
Product: centrosomal protein 192
Exons: 47
Coding region: 177-7544 (2455 amino acids)
Biological process (GO): mitotic spindle assembly; centrosome-templated microtubule nucleation; centrosome duplication
Cellular component (GO): pericentriolar material; cytoplasm; centriole
Molecular function (GO): protein kinase binding
Source: RefSeq, a predicted model, not a curated record
GGCGUUUCUCUCCCUCUCCCUCUCCCUCUCCCUCCUCCAGAGUUCGACGCUUGUUGGGGUUGCCGUGACGUUUCCGAACGGUGUCCUCGCGCAUCAAUGCGCGUGCCCGGAGGCGCCCGAGAGCCGCCGUUCCAGCGCCUGCUUUUGCUUUGGGACAGCUAUGAGAAGACAGUAUAAUGGAAGACUUCAAAUGUAUUGCAGAUGAGACGUUUCCAAGUGUUUUGCACAACUCUGUAACUGGCUGCACCAGUGAUACUUUUGACAAUAUCACAAUUUCAUCAACUCUUGGUAUACCAGUUGCUGCUUCAACUGAAGCCAGACGGAAAACUGGCUCUCAUGAUGGACAAUAUGAUGAAGCGUCUUACAUGGACAAUAGAUUCCCUGCUCCAUUAGCAUCUUCCUGUAGUGGUGAAUCUGAUUCUGAUCCAAGAAAGAAUCUUAUACUUAACCUUCAGGAUACUGUGGAAUGCUGUAAUAAAGAUGCAGACAAUCACUUGGAGUCAAGCCAGAAAGAAUCGAAUGUUUUGCAGCAAAAACACGAGCAUUUUUCUAAUGAAUAUUCUGGUAACCAGUGGCAUUCUUUGCAUAAGAGGCUUUCACUUCAACACUUGGAAGAUUUGACAGCUAGAAUAUUUGCUUCAUUUGAAAAAGACAAUGAAGACUACAAGGCUGUUUCAUUAGAACAUGGUCAGAAGAGGAUAACAAAAGAAAUAGACAACAACACUAUGAUCGGCUUUUCCAGAUUUAUAGAAAAUGAACAACCACUGAGCUUUGCAAGCUUAGAAGGACAUUCUGCAGAAUAUGAAAUUGGAGACGAAGAGUUCUGUGAUGGCCAACUGGAGACCUAUUUUGAGCAGCUGGUACUACCAGAAAUGCAGAUGGAAGAUGUUGAAGAACAUGAAUUUGGAGAACAUGUUAACGCCAUGGAACUUCCUUCAAAUAGGAAAACCGAAAAGUUCCAGAUACCUAACGUUUGCCAGGCAGCAAGAUCUGAUUCUCCUGUUGCUAGCGACGAAGAACUGUAUGAUUUUAAGGAAGCUGGGCACAACGAAAAAGAAGAGCAAUUUAUGCAGCCCAUGACAAUAAGGCAAGAGGUGGAAUGCAGUAAACGUAGUCUAAACUCCGGACACAAUGAUAGUUCUGAAAAGUUUCCUGCUGAAAUGGUAGUUUACACAUCUGAAGUAUGCAGUAGAACAACAGAUUAUCAACACACUUCUUCAGAGGCCCUAGGUUGUCAUGACUGUAGUAAGGAAGAUGGAAUAUCUGUAAAGACGAAUACAGUCAGCAGCUGCAGAAACGAUGCCACAAACGUAACCAACUGUGAACUAAAGCUAGAUUCUCUCUACUUUAAAUGCCUUGCUGACAGUAAUGCUGCUUCUGAGAUAUGGCACACAGAACAGCAAACUCAAUUUCCUGAUCCGUCACAGCUUGCUAAUGAAAAUUAUGUUCCUCUGGCUGACACAUACCUGUCUCCAAGUGCUUACAAAGGUUCAGAGCAAUAUGAAUGUACAGCAAAAGAGGACCCGCCACAUGAUGUUGUGUAUCAAAAUGAAGAUGGUAGAUGGGUGACAGAUCUUGCUUACUACACGUCAUUUAAUAAAGAACAAGUAUCCAAUUUCUCAAACUUAAGUGGAGACUUCGUAGCUGGAUCUGAAGCAAUUGCUGUGAUUGCCCAAGAUCAAGAAGAAUUUGAAAGGGAACACAGAUUUAUGCAGGAAGAGAAAAUGGAACUGCACAAUACCUCUGGAUUACAGGACUCUUCAUGGAAAUGUGUUAAUAACGGCAACCCACUAAGAGGAUCAGAAACCCAUUUUAGCAAAGAUGCUAGUUACCUACGGCUCUCUCUAGGAGAGUUCUUUGGUCAGAGGUCUGAGGCUCUUGGUUGCCUCGGAGGAGGAGGUGAUGUGAAAAGGCCAUCUUUUGGUUAUCUCAUUACUUCACCGGAAAAGAGACAACCUCUUCCUUUGUGGAGGCAAUCUGAUGUAUCUAGAACAAACUCUGAUGAACUGAAUUCUCAGACUUCUACUCUUCAAGGGAAUGUAGAAGAAAGCAUUAAAGAUGACUCCCACAUUGCAUCUGCUACAUUUACCCUUUGUGAAGUGAGUGCAAAAGACAGAGAGAGUGGAAGGGAGAAAUAUGAAGAUAGAAAAGUUGAAUGUAAGCAGCAUGAGCCAUCUAUAUUAAGUAUAAGCACAAUUGCAUCUGCUAUUGCAAAUGCUUCUGUUAGUACUGAUCCAUCACAACUCGCUGCUUUGAUGACGAAAGCCUCAAAUAAAAAUAGAGAAGUAACUAGCAUCCCUGGAGGUAUCAAACCCACAGACUUUUCUGCCGCAAGUCAGUCAUAUGUCAACAAUGUAGAAAAUAGCACAUUUGACAUAGAGAAAUAUCUCAGAAAAACUGAUGAAGUUGAGAAUGACUGUGAACCUGAAAGCAUAAUUAAAGAUGAAGCAACUGCCAGGGACUUUCAUACAGUUUUGUACAAACAGGAAUCUGAAAUGCUUUCUCCAAGAGAGUUGUCCAAAAGUAAUUUGUCUAUCAGGCAUGGAGAAGAGAAGCAUAAUCUAAGCAUAAUACAUGAGGAAAACAGUUACAGAGACUCAUCUUGUAAAACAAGUUUUGAGAAAAAGGAAAUGGAAUGUUUAAAAGCAGCAUCUAACAUAGGUGAAGACUUUCUUCCAAAAAACCUGACUUCUGCUGUACCAGAUUCAGAAGAGAGACCAUCAGAAACUAACACCAUAUCUUUGGAGGAUAGUGGAAAAGCACUUCCUAUUUACUCUGAAUCAGAAGGAAGAACCAGCAACAACACUCUGCCCCUCAGUUUAAAAUCUGUUCCAAUAUUGCUUUCCCCUCUUCCUGUACACCCUAAUAAGGAAAAAAUUAUAUCCAAUAUUAAAUACCAAGAAAAACAAGAUGAGAAGAUAAUGGAAGAUAAUGCUGCAUGCAACAACGAAAAACACAUAGCUUUUGAAAACAUAUCUUCUGAUAACCAGAAAGUUGUUGGUAAUGCGGUUGUAGUAACAGAACAGGCACCUGCAACUCCUAUGCCUUGUAUACAGAUUUCAGAUGAUGAACAAUAUAGUUUCAGACCUUCAACGUCUCCACUUAUUCAUUCAUCUCCAAAUGAAGCUUCUGGAACUGCUCUUUUAGGAGCUGAUGCUGACUGUCCUGAUACGACAUCAAAUUCUAAGGAAUCAUCUUGUAAUGAUAGCUUACCUCAGGUGCUGUGUACUGAUCAUAGCUUGGGACGAUUGACCUUUGUCUCUGCCACUGAAAAAACCCUUCAGAAUCUAACUCUGUCUAGUCCAGAGAGAUGUCAGAAUAAUCGUGCCAGUGGCUGGGGCACAACAAUAGUUUGGACCAGCCCAACUUCAGCAUUGGAAGAAGAAACUAAAAAAAACAUUGAUUUGCAAUAUAACAAACAUCCAUCACUAAGCAGUGCAAAAACUAGUGCAAGAAACCAUAAUAAGAAACUAGAAAUAAACAAAUCUGCAGAUGCUUCCAGCCUACCAGAGCACCAGAAAUCAACUAGAGAGCAACCAUCAAAGAGCAAAGAUCACUCUGCACAGAAAUGUUCAAAUAAUAAUGAACUGGGAAAUGUUGAAGUACCAGUAACAGAGCAUGGGUGUAACACCACAGCACAUGGACCAGGCCUAUACUCUCAAAAAGAUGUGCCUGCUCAUGACAGUUUAGGUGACUGUAUUUCAUUAAGUCAAAAUAGAGCAAACUUUAAAUCACAUGUCCCUGUUUCAGAAAUUCCAGCCAUAUCUUCUCAAGUUCCAACACUGCUAACAGGGUGUUCCCUUAGAACAACACCAUUUGCCCAACAAUAUCUGAGAAGCUUGCCAUCUCAAACAAAUAUGGCUUUGCCUCAGUAUCAAGUUGGAUGUCCUCCAGUUUUUGGUGUUCCACCAGGACUGAUUUAUUCUACCAUCCCUGUGGGUCAUGUUCCAAGCUCACUGACUGCUGGAAUGACACCAGGUUCAGAAGUUGGAUCUGGAAUGUUGGGUGCAGCUCCACAGUGCAACUUCAUUUCCAGCCAGAAUGUCUUUAGUAGCACUCCACAUACAGUGCAAGUAGCUGAUGCUGGUGGACCUAGACAGCUGGAGGAAUCUGUGCCAUUUGGACUUGAACGUGUAAAAGUCCCAGAAGAAUUAACAUUCCCUAAUGCUUGUUGUGUGGGGCUGACAUCACACACAGUCCUUAGUAUUCUUAACCCAUCUGAACGGUGGCUACAGGUCAGCAUCAGCCUCCUUAGUAUUAUGCUUGAUGGCGAAAAGAUGGACCCUCUGAAGCACAGGUGCUUCCUGUUUAAAAACAAAACUGUCAUAGGACCUCGUACUGCCGAAGAUCUAAAAAUGCUGUUUCUACCCUGUCAAGCAGGAGUCUUUCAGUGUGUACUUAGUAUUGCCUCUUGGCCAUUUACUGCAGAUGCAGAUACAAUAGUCCAGGCACAGGCCGUAGCAGCUAGAGUGAUUGUGAAUGCAGUUGCUGAGAUUCCCGAUAUUGAGGUGGAAGCAGGAACGACAAACCACCUUGACUUUGGUGAUAUGCCAUCUGGCAGCUGGAAAGCUCUUCCACUAAAACUAACAAACAAGACAUGUGCUAGAGUGCCAGUCAGACUUGUUAUUUAUGCAAAUGCUGUAGCAUGGCGGUGUUUCACAUUUUCUAAGGAACCAGUUAACACUUCUGUUAGUUUGCUCCCUGUUUGCGACAUUUCCCAGCGAGCAGCUCCGUCAGUGAUAUCCCAUGUAAUGAAUGCAAGAAGUGAUGGGCAAGAUCCUGAUGUUCUAGUAGUGUGGGUUCAGUUCCAUGCACCGAGCAAAUGCAUCACUUCAGAUUCUUUGGGCCCUGCGGAUGAGUAUUUUGCAAGAAUUGAUGUGGAGGUUGAUUGUCCAGAGCCUGCUAAAAUUUUAAGUAUACCUCUGCAUGCAAGAUCUGGAACGCCUAGGAUAUAUGCUCCAAAAGGCCUACAGACUUUAUAUAUGUCUGCGAGGAUGGGAUUAUCAACAAGGCAGCAGUUGCCAUUAAAGAACGCUGGGAAUAUUAAAAUUGACUUGAAAAUCCUGGCACUAGAGCCAGAUAGCGGCAUUUCUGUCAAUCCAGAGGACCUGGUUCUUAUACCUGGGGAAGAACAAGAAGUGACAGUUAUGUUUUCUCCAAAGGACUAUAGAAAUGCUGAAAGUGUUUUAAAAAUCUUGGUACUGCCAUCUGGGCCAGAAUAUAAAGUGACUGUAAAAGGUGAAGUGACUGCGGUGGAGAGCAAGCCUUUGGUACAGAAAUACCCCAGUUCAGAAGUUCCCCCCAUCCUAGCUAACAAGCAGUUUCUGACAUGGGGAGGUAUACAGCUUGGCAGAACAGUCCAGCAGAAACUAAUCCUGAGAAAUAACUCUCCAUCUAUUACUCAGCAGUUAAGAUUGCUGAUAAGGGGUCAAGAUCAGGACUGUUUUCAAUUGAAACUUGGAGAACAUGUGUACAAUAAUUGUGAAAUCAAGAUCCGUCCAAAACAUGAUUAUACUGUCUGUCUAAUGUUUACACCAACUCGAUUAACUUGUAUGUAUGCAAAGCUUGAAAUGAAACAGCUUGGUCUUCUAUCUCAACUAGGAAUCAAGUUCACUAUACCAUUGUAUGGAUAUGGAGGAAAUAGCAAUCUGAGAUUAGAAGAUGUUAAAAAACACUGUAAUAGAUACAUAGUGGGGCUGAAUGGUAAAACAAGACAGGCUUCUUUUUCUGUACAAAAUAUAGGGAGUCGGGCUGCGUAUGUGAAAGUACUGUGCUUUAAGAACUCGAGUGAAAUAAUUGUUAUGGAUCCAAAUGUGAUGAGAGUUUCACCAGAAAAGUUUGUUCUUCAGGAAAGUUCACAGCAGAAAGUUACAGUAACAUUUAAUUCAACUGAAGAUCAAAGUAAUUCAUCAGUGUUGUCUACAAUUUGUUUUGUCUAUGGAGAUGAAAUUUUAAGACAGCAGUAUCGCAGAGCUGUACAGCAAAAUCCAGAGCAAGUGCAAAAAAUGCUUCCUGCUAAUAAUCCUGUGAUAAAUGUAAAGUUUGAUGAAGAAUUCCCUGGGGAAGAACUGGUGACUGAAGUAUAUGAUCUUCCACAACAUUCGUUUGAUGUCCAGUACUUUUUCAUGAACAUGCGAAGGAUUAUUGUUUCGGCGGUUAAUGCCUUCACUAGUUCUGCUUUCGAUAUCAAGCCAUCUUCAGCGCAUCGUGCAGCACUAGAAAGACCUGGUGUUCCUGAGAAAUCCAAUAUGACUUUGGAUGUACUACCUGUUAAAGGACCUCAUGGAUGUGCAUUGUCGUCAAAUGCUAAUAGCAUUGAUGAAAAUAAGCUUGUUUCUAAGGAAAACUGGACUCUUCAGCCUGAAUUUCUAAUUCUUACUGCUCCUUCUCAAAGUGGAGCUGCGAUUACUAAACAUGCACAAAUAAGUAACAACUCAAACAGGUCAUUGACAUUUGAGCUGUCGUGGCCUGCUCACUGUCUGACAGUAACACCUCAGCAUGGAACUAUUGAACCAGGAAGCAACAUUUCAAUUUAUGUGAGUCCAAAUCCAUCACUCGCAGAAAAGAAAUCCCUCUUUCCAUGGAGUGGCCUUAUUUAUGUACAUUGUGAUAAUGGACAAAAACUUGUUAGAGUCCAGAUUCGGGAAAAUAUCUCUGAGAAGCAACCUGAAACGGUUUCACCAGUUGCCAAAGUAGGUGUUCAUCAUCAACAGCCUGAACUUCCUGUUAUGCACAUAAGGCCACUUCAAAAUCCAUCUUCAACAAAACUUGAAGUAAAGAAUCGGACUGUGUUUUUUCCUGAAACAAAGUCUGGGGAAAGCUCAGAAAAGUACCUAGAGAUUGAAAAUAAUGGAGAUGGAAAUGUGAAGUGGCUAUUGUCAUCUUUUGCACCACCUUAUAUCAAGGGCUUAGAUGACAGUGGAGAGGUUUACAGGGCCACAUAUACUGCUUUUCGAUGUUCAUUGCUUUCUGGUAUUCUUAAAGCUCAUGGGGAAGAAAAGGUUGUAGUCACCUUUUUACCUAGAGACAGAGGACACUAUUCUCAGUUCUGGGAUCUUGAGUGUCAUCCACUUCAUGAAUCUCACUUGAAAGACAAACACAGACUUCAGUUUUGUGGAAUGUGUAUCUUAGGAAAUGAAGAUUUUAAAAAGGAAGAUUCCACAGCUGCUUUAGUAAAAGUCAGCGUUCGAGAUGUGACCCUAAGAAGAGAUUACCCUAAUAGCUCUGAACACAAAAUGUGGAAGGGGGUACAUGCCCAGGAAGACAUUUAUAAAUUUCCUCCAACUAGAAUUGGUGAAUCCAGUACACUGAAAAUUACUGUGAGGAAUUAUUCUUCCUUUUCAAACAAGCUGAAGUUCAGAUGUCCCAGAGAGCCUUUUUACAUCAGACAUUCCCAUUAUACUUUGAGAUGUCACCACUACUGCAACUUACCAGUACAGUUCAAGCCAGUAUCAGCAGGCACUUUCAAAGGCUUAUUGAUGGUAGAGACAGACAAAAGUGGCACUCUUACCAUUCAGCUCAUUGGUGUGGGUUUGGCAGAAUAGUAGUUUAAAGAGCUACUGUUUUCAGUAUGUGAUGAAUUCACAACUAAAUUAUUGAAUGACAGGUUCUUUUUUGUUGUUGUACACAGACUAUUUUGUAGGAAAUGGAGGUGCUUGUAAUUUUAAAUAAAGUAAUUUUGUAUGUUAUCAUGCAGCUUACACUACUGCA